UUCUCCCACUUUUAGUCAAACUUUCAAGCCGUCCUCGUGCUAAUCAAGUCUACCCCCUGUCUUCCAUUUCCAUUUCCAUUUCCAUGUCCUCUUACUACAACACUGACAAAUUCUAGAACCACCGCCACCCAUCCCUACUCUUUCACCGGCAUGUCGGCCAAUCAAUUUUUCCGGCAGCUGUUUGCCUUUCUAUUCAUUUUCAGCCUGAUAUCUUUCUCCAAAUCCGACGAGCUCCAGCCGCUUCUAGAAUUCAAGUUUGCUCUGCAAAGUUCAAAUACCAAUGUUUUCAGCUCGUGGACACAAGAUAACUCCGUAUGCAGCUUCACUGGGAUAGUAUGCAAUUCCAAUGGACUUGUCACGGAAAUCAAUCUCCCCGAACAAAAGCUAUCUGGGAUUCUUCCAUUUGAUUCAAUAUGCAAGCUUCAGGCGCUGGAGAAACUCUCUCUGGGGAAGAAUUUUUUGCACGGUGGAAUCUCUGAGGACGUGAAGAAUUGUACUAGUUUGCAACAGUUAGACUUGGGUGUGAAUUUGUUUUCUGGGGAAGUGCCUGAUUUGUCUUCUUUAAGCCAAUUGAAGCUAUUGAGUUUAAACAACAGUGGGUUUUCUGGGCUAUUUCCAUGGAAAUCAUUGGAAAAUCUUACGAGUCUCACUUUCUUGAGCCUCGGCGACAUUGUCUUUCAGAAAAGUCCUUUCCCUAUGGAGGUCUUGAAGCUUGAUAAAUUGUACUGGCUUUACCUCUCGAACUGCAGCCUCGAAGGACGAAUUCCAGAGGGUCUAGGAAAUCUUACUCAGCUCAGAAAUCUCGAGCUUUCCUGGAACCGAUUUUCCGGUGAAAUCCCCGGCGAUAUUGUAAAACUCACGAAUCUUCGGCAACUCGAGCUUUACAAAAAUUUCUUGACCGGGAAACUGCCGGCGGGAUUUCGAAAUCUUACGAGUCUUGUAAAUCUUGAUGUGAGUACUAACAACCUCCAAGGCAAUAUUUCUGAGGUGAGAUUCUUGACGAACAUUGCUUCUUUAAAUCUCUAUGAAAACCAGUUCACAGGGGAGAUUCCUGAAGAGCUCGGGGAGUUGAAGAGCCUUGUGUAUUUCUCACUCUACAGGAACGAGUUUACCGGCACUCUUCCUCAGAAGCUCGGCUCCGGCUCGGACCUUCUUUACAUUGAUGUAUCGGAGAAUUUUUUGACAGGUCCUAUACCGCCUGACAUGUGCAAGAGUGGCAAAAUGAUUAAACUGCUUCUGCUACAGAACAGGUUCACCGGUGGAAUCCCAGAAAACUACGCGAAUUGCUCGUCUUUGGAACGGAUACGAGUAAAUAACAAUUCCCUUUCCGGUGUUAUUCCGGCGGGGAUAUGGAGCUUACCCAACUUAACCAUAAUUGAUGUUACUAUGAAUGAUUUUGAAGGUCCCGUCUCAUCCAAUAUCGGAGAAGGAAAAUCUCUUGCACAAUUACUUCUUGCUAACAAUCGCUUCUCUGGUGAAUUACCCUUGUCGAUUUCCGAAGCUUCGUCGUUGGUCUCCGUGAUGCUCAGUUCAAAUCAAUUCUCCGGUCAAAUCCCGGCAACAAUCGGUGGAUUGAGGAAACUAAACAGUCUUUAUUUAGACGGUAACAUGUUUUCUGGGAUUAUACCGGAGUCAUUAGGCUCAUGUGUUUCCCUGUCCGACAUAAACCUCUUUGGGAAUUUACUGUCGGGCAACAUUCCGGCAAGUCUCGGAAAUUUGCCUACUCUCAACUCGUUGAACUUGUCAAAUAACAAACUUUCCGGUGAAAUUCCGACCAGUUUGUCAUUACUGAGAUUGAGCCUUCUUGACCUGUCAAACAACCAGUUGGCCGGCCCAAUACCCGCGUCUCUGGCCAUCCAAGCCUUCCACAACAGCUUCAAUGGAAAUCCAGGCUUAUGCAGUCAGAAUUUCGAGCAUUUCCAGCCAUGUUCAUCACGUUCCAGCACACAGAGCCACCUCCGGACACUGAUACUCUGUUUUACUGCCGGAGCUUUGAUUCUGUUCGCUUCGCUAGCAUGUUUCCUAUGCGUUAAGCUAAGACCCAAUAAUCUUGAAACUCCAUUGAAGCCUAAUUCUUGGGAUAUGAAGCAGUAUCGCGUGCUAAGCUUCACAGAGAAAGAGAUCAUCGGCGCCAUCAAAACAGAGAAUCAGAUUGGGAAAGGAGGGUCAGGGAAUGUUUACAAGGCUGUACUAGCUGAUGGGAAAGAGCUUGCUGUGAAGCACAUUUGGAUAUCGGAUUCGAGUGGCCGGAAAAAUUGCCAGAGCAGCUCUGCUAUGCUGACAAAAAGGAAGUUCCGGUCAUCAGAGUAUGAAGCAGAGGUGGCCACAUUGAGCUCAGUGAGGCAUGUGAACGUGGUGGAUCUCUACUGCAGCAUCACCAGCGAGGACAGCAAUCUACUGGUUUACGAGUACUUGCCUAAUGGGAGCUUGUGGGAUCGGCUCCAUACAUGUAAGAAGAUUGAGAUGGGAUGGGAGGUGAGGUAUUUGAUUGCCUUGGGGGCUGCAAGGGGAUUGGAGUAUCUUCACCAUGGAUGUGAUAGACCAGUGAUUCACCGUGAUGUGAAAUCCAGUAAUAUUUUGCUGGAUGGGGAUUGGAAGCCAAAGAUUGCUGAUUUUGGGUUAGCUAAGAUUUUGCAGGCUGAUGGUGUAGGGGAUUGGACCCACGUCAUUGCUGGGACACUUGGAUACAUGGCUCCUGAAUAUGCAUACACAUACAAGGUGAAUGAGAAGAGUGAUGUCUACAGCUUUGGGGUAGUGUUAAUGGAGCUGGUGACAGGAAAGAGGCCGAUUGAGCGAGAGUUUGGAGAGAACAAGGACAUAGUCUGCUGGGUAAACAGCAAAAUGAAUAGCAGAGAGAGUUUGCUUGGCCUGGUGGACUCAAUCAUCUCAGAGGCUCUAAAGGAAGAUGCAAUGAAGGUGUUGAAAAUAGCCAUCCACUGCACAGCAAAAAUUCCAAGUCUAAGACCCUCCAUGAGAAUAGUAGUUCAGAUGCUAGAAGAGGCUGAGCCAUGCAAACUUACAGACAUUGUUAUCAACAAAGAAUCCCCAGAUAGUUCGAAUCAGAGAUUGAAGAACACUGGCAUGAUCCGAGCCCUUGAAUUUGAAGGUUAAACUUCAUAAGAAAUUGAUUCUCCUUGCUGUAAAAACGAAGAGAGAAUUUCGGAAUAGUAGUACAGAUGUAUCAUUUUCAUCUCUGCUCAUAAGAUUCUGCAGAGAGACUUUAGAUUGUAUUGUAUACACAAUAAUUAAGCUAGUUGUUUCGUCA
Alnus glutinosa is the source of this 3265-nucleotide messenger RNA. RefSeq names its product receptor-like protein kinase 7. Gene Ontology annotation, biological process: protein phosphorylation. The transcript is spliced from 2 exons. Bases 151 to 3111 code for a protein of 986 amino acids. Gene Ontology annotation, molecular function: protein binding; protein kinase activity; ATP binding. Gene Ontology annotation, cellular component: plasma membrane. NCBI's taxonomy places the organism in Eukaryota, Viridiplantae, Streptophyta, Magnoliopsida, Fagales, Betulaceae. The record is from RefSeq and is a predicted model, not a curated record.